Molecule: messenger RNA, 1431 nt
Organism: Parnassius apollo (apollo)
Lineage: Eukaryota; Metazoa; Arthropoda; Insecta; Lepidoptera; Papilionidae
Source: the annotation of a GenBank genome assembly
AUGUCUUUACAACCAUUCAAUAAAAACUUCUAUAAUCCACCACCGGAAGUAUUAAAAAGGUCGCCUUAUGAAGUUGAAGAAUACAGGAAUAAACAUGAGAUCACUGUAAGUGGGCUGGAAGUACCAAACCCUAUUCAGUGUUUCGAAGAAGGUAAUUUUCCUGACUAUGUAAUGCAAAAUAUUCAAAACAUGGGCUACAAAGAACCAACCCCUAUACAAGCACAAGGUUGGCCUAUAGCAAUGUCUGGGAAAAAUUUAGUUGGGAUAGCUCAGACUGGUUCAGGAAAAACUUUGGCUUACAUUUUACCAGCUAUUGUGCAUAUAAAUAACCAGCCACCUAUUAGACGUGGGGAUGGUCCUAUUGCACUAGUGCUUGCACCGACUAGAGAACUAGCUCAACAGAUUCAACAAGUUGCUAGUGAUUUUGGUAAUACAGCUUAUGUUCGCAACACAUGUGUAUUUGGUGGCGCCCCUAAAAGAGAACAAGCUCGUGAUUUGGAAAGAGGAGUUGAAAUUGUGAUAGCAACACCAGGCAGACUCAUUGAUUUCUUAGAUAGAGGAACUACAAAUUUACAACGGUGUACUUACCUAGUUUUAGAUGAGGCUGACCGAAUGUUGGACAUGGGUUUUGAGCCCCAAAUCCGUAAGAUUAUUGAACAAAUUCGUCCUGAUCGCCAAACGUUGAUGUGGUCAGCAACAUGGCCCAAAGAAGUAAAAAAAUUAGCUGAAGAUUAUUUGGGUGACUAUUUACAAAUCAAUAUUGGGUCACUUCAACUUUCAGCCAAUCAUAAUAUUCUACAGAUUAUAGAUAUUUGCCAGGAACAUGAGAAAGAAAACAAGUUGAACGAAUUGCUACAAGAAAUUGGACAAAAUCAAGAGCCUGGUGCAAAAACAAUAAUAUUUGUUGAAACUAAAAGAAAAGUGGAAAAUAUAACUAGGAAUAUUAGACGGUUUGGUUGGCCAGCUGUGUGCAUGCAUGGUGACAAAACACAACAAGAACGAGAUGAUGUUCUUUAUCAGUUUAAACAUGGGCGCGCCAGCAUUCUUGUUGCAACUGAUGUUGCAGCCAGAGGACUUGAUGUGGAUGGUAUAAAGUAUGUUAUAAAUUUUGAUUAUCCUAACUCUUCGGAGGACUACAUUCACCGGAUUGGUAGAACUGGCCGCUCAAAAUCAAAAGGCACAUCAUAUGCCUUCUUUACACCUUCGAACUCGCGUCAAGCUAAAGAUCUUGUAAAUGUGUUACAAGAAGCUAAUCAGACUGUGAAUCCACAGCUACAAACAAUGGCGGACCGUUGUGGUGGAGGUGGAGGAUGGAAUAGGAACAGAUAUGCUGGUGGACGUGGAGGUGGUUCCUUCAAACGAGGAAGUAAUUUCGGCAGAGGCAAUGGGCAAGCUGGUGGAGGAGGACACAAGAGAUUUAAUGAUUAUUGA